AUGCAGACACGUGCUCUGGUUGACCGAACCCUGAACGAGGCCCAUGGCACCUCUCAGCACCUCGUGGGCUGCGAGGAAGCCGCAGAGCAAGCCGCCAGGUUCCUGCAGAAUGCUUCUGGCGUGGCAGCAGCCAUACAACAGGGCCUGGAAGGCAUCUGGUCUGCAGUGGACCACUUCAAGGCCACGCCGCCAGACGUGAACAAAGGUCUGAUGGUACUUGGAUCCACGCUGCUUCGUGCGCUUGACCUGGUCCUGACGGAGGAAGGCCGAGAAAGCUGGGGGGACUACGCAAAAUUCCGGGACUUCUGGACCAAGGCCUUCGAAGAUUUCCAGAGCAACUUCGAAGGCAUUCGCGCAGACUUGCAGAGUUUUGCGGAGGAGGGCAAUGUCACAUCCCUCAUCUCCGCUGUCUCGCAGGUUUUGGUCCGCUCCUCCGACAUGGUUGCGGGCUUUGUAAGUGAGCCUCUGGCUAACACGAUCUCCCGAGUGCUGGAUGCCGUGAACAAGGCUUUUGCUGCCGUCGGCGAGGCGCUCACAGAGUUUCGGGACGGGGACACCGUUGGCGGUCUGCAGGCCAUUUACUACGGCCUGCGCAACGCCACACAGGGGCUCUGGGGCUCAGACUCAAACGACACAAUCCUCGUUGGAAUCGUGGCUUCGCUGGAUGGCAUCGUGGGCGGCAUCAGCCAGGAUGUGCUGGAAUACCAGCGGCGUCUCUCCGAGAGCCAGUGUUGCUGGAAGGUGUCCCUGGCGCGCGAGCGAUAUCUUCCCAGCAUGUGCUCGGAAGGCUACAUCUACGACGGCGACCGUCACUGCGUGCCCGAGGAUGAGGCAAAAUGUUACAAGCCAGCCGCGGACUGCGUGAUGCCCUUCAAGUACCGGGGAGUGACGUACAAAAACUGCACUUCGAAGCAUCACAGCCGUCCAUGGUGCGCCCACGAUGCAGAGUACCAAAGAAACCGGUGGAGCGAUUGCGAGGAAGUCCCUUGCACAUCCCUGCUCUCCCUGGACCGCGCAGACUGGUGGCAGCGGAAGCCCAGUGGCACAGUCCCUGCAACGUGUGACACCACCGACACGGAUGAUGUGGAGAAGAACGGGGGAUGGUGCUACAAGGCGUGUCCGGAGGGCUACAAGGCCUUUGCUGCCCGAUGCUGGACAAGCUGCGAGGCCUCCCCUUUCCCCUUCAACAGUCCUCUGAUCUGCGCCGAGAGCCAGGCGGUGCUGCAGUCUACAGUGGCAGAAAUGGUCACAGUGACCUUGCGCUCUGCACUGAGCUUGGCUUCCGUCCUGGCGAGCAUGCAGGCACUGGGCGUGAAUGCACAGAGCUUGACGGCCACCAUCAACGUGUUCCUGGACAUGGGGAAGCCCUUCGCCUUGCCCAAGUGCUCAGAGGUAGACUAG
Messenger RNA from Symbiodinium pilosum, 1401 nucleotides. NCBI's taxonomy places the organism in Eukaryota, Dinophyceae, Suessiales, Symbiodiniaceae. The record is from the annotation of a GenBank genome assembly.